Messenger RNA from Tupaia belangeri chinensis (Chinese tree shrew), 1816 nucleotides. It is a transcript of the gene SMIM15, whose product is annotated as small integral membrane protein 15. The coding region runs from base 1037 to 1261 and encodes 74 amino acids. The record is from RefSeq and is a predicted model, not a curated record. NCBI's taxonomy places the organism in Eukaryota, Metazoa, Chordata, Mammalia, Scandentia, Tupaiidae. The transcript has 2 exons.
GCUUGCUCCUCAGAGAACAUUCUAUAGUCUUUCAAGAAUAAAAACCUGCUUUGUUUGGCAUACAACAGCAAAUAGGUCUUGCAACAUUUGCCAGAGGUAGUCAAACAGUUCAGUGCAAGCAAUCACAAAAUUUGGUCACCAACCAAACCAGAGCUAAUCUUUCAGUUCCUGUAGAUUAGAAGACAAUAUUAACUCACUCUUUCUGCUUGUUGACUUUUGCAUCCCUUUAUUUGUGUAUUCAAUGAACAAGUAUCUCUGUGGGAACUCUAGGCCUUGUCAGUUUAAUGACUUAUCAGGUUUACUUUGGGCAAGUAUCGAUUAUUCUUUUGUGAAAUGAGUUAGAUUCUUAAAUGAAAAACAAACAACAAAAACUUUUCACACGGCAUGGCUGCAUUUCCCCUUUCUAACAAGGUUCGGUGGGUCCAUCACGGCUCAGCUGCUUGUUACUGAGGAUUUAACGUGAUCCAAACAGAGGAAGAGAUGAGACGAGGUCUCCAGAAUCCUUCUCCAGGAUCUCUGUGCGACCCUUUCCUUGACUGUGACCCGUUUGUGGGGACUAACUCCUUUCUCGCCGCUGCUCUUUGGGCUGAGUUUCUCGAGUCCAAAGACCUCACCCACCCGGGACCCUCCACCAAAUCCUCGGCUUCGUCAGUGGAGGGGAGCAGUGUCCCCAGUGACCUCGGGGACAAAGGCAGAAAAGCCUAGCCGGCUCAGAGCGCUCCUCAAUGCCUGAAGCCGCCCCAGGCCUCCCCGCCCAGGCCUUCGUCCCCAGUAGGAGGUGCCUGCCUCGGGGAUCCCGGCGCCGUGCUGCCUGGCCCGCGUGGCCUCACCUGCCGCUCCCCGGAAGUCUCUGCCCUUACCCCCCGCGUCCUCGAAAUCGAGGUCCCGAGACCUACAGGGCAGUCGCGCAGCCGGAAACUGGCCCCUGGACUUCCUCACUCCCGACGCGCGGCGGGGCCGACCGGUGGGCGGGACGCGAAGGCCGCGGCUUCCGCCUUCCUGCUUCCGGUCUGGAGUUUUCCUAACCGCUAUAAGGAUGUUUGACAUAAAGGCUUGGGCUGAAUAUGUCGUGGAAUGGGCUGCAAAGGACCCGUACGGCUUCCUUACAACAGUUAUUCUGGCUCUUACUCCACUGUUUCUAGCAAGUGCUGUACUGUCCUGGAAAUUGGCCAAGAUGAUUGAGGCCAGGGAGAAGGAGCAAAAGAAGAAACAAAAACGUCAAGAAAAUAUUGCAAAAGCUAAACGACUGAAAAAGGAUUGAAGGACUGAACAGGUUCUGCAACCAGCGGCAAAUCAUUUGGGAAAUUAUACUGCUUUGGAAGGAUCCAUUAUAGGUUUUUUUCUUUGGAUUUCAUGACAGUAUUAUUUAGUAAAUGAAAUCUGAUUGAUCAUAAGGAAAAUCAUGUUCUGACCUCAAUACUGUCUCUAGUAACUUUCAAGCUUGGGUGUAGUUUGUUGGCAGUACUGUAAAUUAGCAUUUACUGUGGCACAAUGUCUUUAUGCUGCCUGGGUCAUUGCCAUUUAGCAGCAUGCAUACUGAAAUGAAAAUAUCCUAUGGAGAAAAAGACAAGAUGAUGAACUCCAUUCAAAUAAUGGUUUAAAAUGGGAUCCUGUUCUGGACAAAGGAUAUUAAGAAUGUAAAAGUCUGAAUUGUCAUCUCCAAGGGGAAAAGUAUGCUUUGGCUUAAAAGAGAUACAGUACAUUAAUCACAUCUUUGGUCAUUAUUGCUUAUUUCUUGAAAUAGAAUCAUUUCUGCCUUUCUUAAAGUAAAAUAAUAUUAAUCAAAAAUAAUAUUUUCUGCGUUUUUCUGAUUCUA